Arvicanthis niloticus (Nile rat) is the source of this 1045-nucleotide messenger RNA. Its product is annotated as vomeronasal type-1 receptor 90-like. NCBI's taxonomy places the organism in Eukaryota, Metazoa, Chordata, Mammalia, Rodentia, Muridae. Gene Ontology annotation, molecular function: pheromone receptor activity. The record is from RefSeq and is a predicted model, not a curated record. Gene Ontology annotation, biological process: G protein-coupled receptor signaling pathway. Gene Ontology annotation, cellular component: membrane.
GAACUUCCACUAUGCUGUUAAGAUGAACACACUCUCCACUUAUGUCCUCACUUAAGAAUGUCCUUUAUUUCCAAGCUGGACUUGGAGUCCUAGCCAAUAUGUGUCUUCUUUUUUUCUAUACUUCCAUAAUCCUAGGUCACAGAUCUAAGCCCACAGACGUGAUCUCCUGUCAACUGACUUUCAUUCACAUAAUCAUGGUCCUCACUGGAGGGGAUAUUAUGCUUACAGACCUAUUUGAGUUACUAAACAUUGAGAAUGAUUUCAAAUGUAAGACAAUAUUUUAUAUUAGCAGGGUGAUGAGAGGCCUCUCUAUCUGCACCACCUGCCUUCUGAGUGUGUUCCAGGCUGUCACUAUCAGUCCCAAUACCUCUUUGUUGGCCAAAUUUAAACAAAAGCUAAAAAAAUACAUGGCCUAUGUUUUCUUAUGUAUUUGGUUUUUCAAUUUGUCCUUCAGUACUAACAGGAUCUUUUAUGCUGCUGGUUUUACCAAUGUGAGUGAGACCAACCAGAUGCAGGUCACUAAAUCCUGCUCACUCUUACCCAUGAACUACAUCAUCAGGGGACUGAUUUUUACUAUAUCAACCUCCAGAGAUGUGUUUCUUGUAGGAGUCAUGCUGACCACAAGUGUAUACAUGGUGAUUACCAUGAUUAGGUAUCAAAGGCAGUGCAAGUAUCUUUAUAGCACUAGCCACCUGAGAGAGUCCCCUGAGAAAAGGGCCACCCAGACCAUCUUGCUGCUGGUGGUUUUCUUUGUGGUCAUGUACUGGGUGGACUUCAUCAUCUCAUUCACCUCAGACAUGUUAUGGAUGUAUGACUCAAUCAUCCUGACUGUUCAGAAGUUUAUGAUGUUUGCCUAUCCCACAAUUACCCCUUUGGUACAAAUCAGUUCUGAUAACAGAAUCAUAAUUAGAAUAAAAAAUCUACAGUCAAAGCACCACCAGAUAUUUUUUUAAAAAGAUUUUUCUUUUCUUUAUAAUUUAUUAAUUUAUUAUUAAUUUAUACCUAUCUAUGCUGUGGCAGCAUGUAUGCAUGUGUGCAUUCCUGG